Molecule: messenger RNA, 1567 nt
Organism: Onthophagus taurus
Lineage: Eukaryota; Metazoa; Arthropoda; Insecta; Coleoptera; Scarabaeidae
Product: myrosinase 1-like
Biological process (GO): carbohydrate metabolic process
Molecular function (GO): beta-glucosidase activity
Source: RefSeq, a predicted model, not a curated record
UUCCAUAGUCAGUCGUUUGAGAAACUAUUGUAGAAUGAGAACGUUAAUCGUUGUAUUGUUGUUAAGAUGUUUAGCUUCGGCAGACGACCAAAAGUUUCCCAAUGAAUUCAAGUUUGGCGUAGCAACAAGCGCUUAUCAAGUAGAAGGUGCAUGGAAUGUCAAUGGAAAAGGUCAAAAUAUUUGGGACACAGCAACACAUUACAACAAUUUCAUUGUGGACAACAGCACGGGAGAUGUAGCGUGUGAUGCUUAUCACAAGACAGAUACAGAUGUUAAUCUGUUAAAAAAUCUAGGUGUUCACUUUUAUCGAUUUUCAAUUUCCUGGUCAAGAAUUUUACCAUAUGGCUUUGCAAACGACACGAAUCCAGAUGGAAUACAUUACUAUAAUAACUUGAUCAAUAAACUUCUUCAAAACGGUAUUCAACCUAUGGUUACGAUUUUCCAUUGGGAUCUUCCUCAAAGCCUUCAAGACUUAGGAGGAUGGACAAAUCCUUUAAUGUCUGAUUAUUUACUAGAUUACGCCAAAGUGUUGUUUAAUCAAUUUGGGGAUAGGGUUAAAUAUUGGAUAACGAUAAACGAAGCGCAAAUUUUGUGUACUGGUGGUUACGAAGGUUCUCCUUUAAUGAAAUUAGCGCCGGAUUAUAAUUCGCCGGGGAUAGGACCCUAUUUGUGCGGGCACACUUUAUUAAUAAGUCAUUAUAAAGUUUAUAGAUAUUAUCAAAAACAUUUGAAAGAAAAGCAAAAGGGUAAAGUUGGUAUUACCCAUCAAAGUAUUUGGUACGAACCAAAUUCCAAAAACAAGGAUGAUGUUAACGCCGCGGAAACUAAGCUUCAAUUUGAAUUAGGAUGGUUUGCUCAUCCAAUUUUUUCAAAAUAUGGCGAUUAUCCAAGUGUAAUGAAGCAACGAAUCGGACGAUUAAGUAAAGAGCAAAACUACCCUAGAUCUCGUCUUCCCACAUUUACAAUGCACGAAAUUAGAGAACUUCGAGGUUCAGCAGAUUUUCUUGGGUAUAAUCAUUAUACAACGAGAAUUUGUAAACCCGGAACUAAUGCAACCCAGCCAUCAUUGGAAUCAGAUGCAGGUGUAACCUGCUUUCAAAACAGCUCAUGGCCAUCUUCAUCAGCACCUUGGUUGAAGGUGGUACCAUGGGGCUUUCGAAAGAUAUUAAAUUGGAUUCGAACUCAGUAUAAUAACAUUGAAGUUAUCGUUACUGAGAACGGAUUCGCCGAUAGAGGAGAUAUAAAUGAUUGUGGAAGAGUAAAAUAUAUGAAUAGUUAUUUGGAAGAAUUACGAGAUGCAAUAAAUAAAGAUGGUUGUAAUGUUACCGCAUACAUAGCUUGGAGUUUCAUAGAUAAUUUUGAAUGGGCAAGUGGAUACACGCAAAAAUUUGGACUAUACCACGUUGAUUUUAACUCUCCCAAUAGGACAAGAACGGCUAAAAGGUCUUCGUAUAACUAUCAAAAUAUAAUAAAAACUGGCAAAAUUGAUAAGAAUUAUCAACCACCAGGUUUUCAGAAAUGUACAUAAUAAUCAGAAAGAAGUGUUCAAUAAAUAGUUUUUACAUGU